AUGUCAUCUACUGAUCGUGAAAACGGAGUUGACGGCGACGUUGAUCCCUCGGGUAACGACAACUCUCAGGUUGCCGCCUUCUCUUGGGUCAGCGUAUGCUUGGCGUGGGUCAAGAUGUUCUUCUGCGGCCGUGACGGAGACGACGUCGAAGCUCCUCUGCUUGCUCCGGGAAGAGUGUUGGACGAGGAAAACGCUGUCGACGAUGGCGUUCCAAACACUUCCGUGGAGCCUAGAGCCGUCCCUGCUCCCGCCGGUUCAAGUUUCCUCCAAAGGCUCAAGGUGUUCUUCCGCCGCCGUGAGGACCGUGACGGACAUGUGGAGGCUGGCGUAGGCAAUGAAGUGGAGAGUACCGCUUGGAAGGAUUUCGUCAAAGAAGGGAAUACCUACAUCAAGUGGAUGAUGGGGCAGGUGUUUCUCUUUGUUCCGGCUAGGUAUUAUCUAAUCGAUAAAAAGGAAGGGGUUCCGAGUUUUGCUGAGAUGGAGCUCUAUCUACCGGAAUUUUUUCUUCCAACGAUUUCACUAUAUGCUGGAUUUAUGAUGGGGUCGAAAAUUUUCGAGAGGUAUGUUCCGGCAACGAUCGGAGUUUUCCUCUUUGUCCUCGUUGCCGUCAAGAUCUGCGAGCAAUGCGUUUCUCGGUGA
Molecule: messenger RNA, 639 nt
Organism: Microthlaspi erraticum
Lineage: Eukaryota; Viridiplantae; Streptophyta; Magnoliopsida; Brassicales; Brassicaceae
Source: the annotation of a GenBank genome assembly